CCGAAGGUUAAAUCGAAAAAGGUCGCUCCCCCACCUUACCCUGUAAAGAAAAAAGACGGGGGAAAGGCUACUAAAAAUCCUUUAUUCGAAAAGAAGCCUCGCAAUUUUGGGAUUGGUAUGUGA
Molecule: messenger RNA, 123 nt
Organism: Racocetra persica
Lineage: Eukaryota; Fungi; Glomeromycota; Glomeromycetes; Diversisporales; Gigasporaceae
Source: the annotation of a GenBank genome assembly